AUGGACUUUAAAUCUUGCCUUAUUGUUUUCUUGAUAUUGUUCUUGGCCCUGGUGGUUGCUAAGGCUUCGACUGCAGAUAACUCUGAAGAAUACUUGAGCUUAGGUAAUGCUGCAGAAGGAAACUUUACUGGAGAAGACGAUGAAUCAAACCCUAACCCUAAUAAUAAUGAAUCAUUAUCCGAAGAUUUCCGCCCCAAGUUCAUAAGCUAUGAAGCUCUCAGGGCAAACACAAUCCCAUGCAGUUUAAGGGGACGAUCCUAUUACGAUUGUCGUAUGAAGACAACAGUGAAUCCUUAUCGUCGGGGUUGUAGCGCCAUUACACAUUGUAGAAGAUUAACAGAUUAG
This is a messenger RNA of Neltuma alba, 345 nucleotides long. RefSeq names its product protein RALF-like 19. Gene Ontology annotation, biological process: calcium-mediated signaling. Lineage: Eukaryota; Viridiplantae; Streptophyta; Magnoliopsida; Fabales; Fabaceae. Gene Ontology annotation, cellular component: plasmodesma. Bases 1 to 345 code for a protein of 114 amino acids. The transcript has a single exon. The record is from RefSeq and is a predicted model, not a curated record.